Sphaeramia orbicularis (orbiculate cardinalfish) is the source of this 2661-nucleotide messenger RNA. RefSeq names its product 5-hydroxytryptamine receptor 7-like. Gene Ontology annotation, biological process: positive regulation of MAPK cascade; chemical synaptic transmission; adenylate cyclase-activating adrenergic receptor signaling pathway. The record is from RefSeq and is a predicted model, not a curated record. Gene Ontology annotation, cellular component: plasma membrane. Gene Ontology annotation, molecular function: G protein-coupled serotonin receptor activity. Lineage: Eukaryota; Metazoa; Chordata; Actinopteri; Kurtiformes; Apogonidae.
GGAAUUGAGUUCACUUUUAACAAAAAAGAGGACAUUUCCGAAGUUAUCAAUGGCACUCUGCAGCUUUUAUACAACGGCCUCGUCACCAGUAGUCCCACAACCAUGUGGAAUGAGUCGUGCGGGGAGCAGCUGUUGGAUUUCGGGCGCCCAGAGAAGAUCAUUAUUGGGGUGAUGUUGGCGAUCAUCACGGCGGUCACCGUGAUGGGAAACACGCUGGUGGUGAUCGCAGUGUGCGUAGUGAAGAUAAGGCAACCUUCAAACUACCUUCUGGUGUCCUUAGCAGUAGCAGACCUGUCAGUUGCCAUAGUUGUGAUGCCGUUUGUAAUAGUGACAGACCUCACCGGCGGAAAGUCUUUUGGAGAAGUGUUCUGCAAUAUCUUCAUCAGCAUGGAUGUAAUGUGCUGCACUGCCUCUAUUAUGACCCUGUGUGUGAUCAGCGUCGAUAGGUAUCUGGGGAUCACACGGCCUCUCACCUACCCGGCUCGACAAAAUGGGCAGCUGAUGGCAAAGAUGAUCGUGGGAGUGUGGCUGGUGUCGGCAUCCAUUACCCUGCCACCUUUCUGUGGUUGGGCAAAAAACGUCCACACAGCCGGUGUGUGCCUCAUUAGCCAAGACUUUGGCUACACCAUCUAUUCCACAGCAGUAGCCUUCUACAUCCCCAUGCUGGUAAUGCUGGUCAUGUACUACAAGAUCUUCAGGGCAGCUCGCAAGAGUGGUGCCAAACACCGCUUCACCGACCUUUCGCGCCGUGAGCGCCUCGAAACAGUGGCUAAUGAGGCGCUUCGUAUGCAAGGCCUAAAACCGCCCGGUGUGGCGGAGGAGUGCGCUGCCUUGUCUCGCCUGUUGAACCGUGAGCGCAGAAACAUCUCCAUCUUCAAGAGGGAGCAGAAAGCAGCCACAACACUGGGAGUGAUUGUGGGAGUGUUUGCUGUGUGCUGGCUGCCGUUCUUCAUCCUGUCCACUGCCAGGCCCUUUAUCUGUGGAGUUGAGUGUAGCUGUGUACCCAUUUGGCUGGAGCGUACGCUGCUCUGGUUGGGUUAUGCCAACUCGCUAAUGAACCCCUUCAUCUACGCCUUCUUCAACCGAGACCUACGCUCCACGUAUCGUGACCUUCUUCGCUGUCGUUAUCGUAACAUCAACCGCCGAUUGUCUGCUGUAGGUGUCCACGAGGCUCUCAAGGUGUAAUUAGGAUCAUAUAUUGUUUCAGACUGACUCGAGGAUCCUGUGAGCUUGUACACUUGGUGCUUAAAAGGGUGACAUGUACACAGCAGGCCUGUAGAUAAGACACAGACUGACAGAAUGGGAGUCACUGUUGGUGGCUCACUGUCCCCUCUGCAAAGACACAGAGAGAGCAUGAUCACUUCAGUGUGUGUGUGACUCAGUCAUUCUAUUUUGGGAUGGAAAAAUCAUAGAGCGUACUUGAUAGGCUAUUCAAGUCGACACUGCUUUUGUGCAUAUGCCACAGUUCCAUCCUGGCUCCGGAUUUAUGGCUGGAUAAUGUAGUGGCAAAGGAAAUGACAUACAAACACAAUAAAUCAUCCUAGGGUUUUGAAAAGGAAACAAAAAGGAAACAGAAAGGAAAAUGAUUUCUGUAUAUUACCAAAUUUGAUGUUUCAUAAAGAAAAACAUUUGUUCUGUGGUACAAUUUCUCCUGAACAUCCUUUUAAUAUGCAUUUAAAGAAAUUUAGAUUAACUUCAAACUUAAGGCAAACACUUGAAGGUGUAAUAUGCCAGGAUUAAGUAUUGUUUGUAUCUUUUAAUUUCUAUUCAUUUCUUUUAAUUUAGUCCUUUCACGCAAUAGCUCACAUAGUAUCACAAAUGUUCAAAAAAUGUGGUGCCGUUUGAUGCCAAGUGAAUAGGGGUGGGUGGAAAAUGGUGUUAAAAUACAACAUGGAGGGAACACUUUCCAUUCAUGAAAUAUCAGUGUUGUUAUAAAAAGAAAUUGAAAGUAGCUUGUUUAGUGUCUGCAUGAAACAUAUUUGUCUAACAUGGCACUGUAUACAUAACUCAUAAAAGAUUUUGAUUUAGUGAAUAGUGAAUGACAUUUGGCAGAAAAGUUUGGUGUUUCACCCAAAACAAAUCUUUACUGUACACUUGAAUUCAGUAGGAAUUCACUUUGAACCAUGAUACUGUGGACUUCACUCUUGAUAUUCUUUGACUGGUUUCAUUCCACAGUUGGCUGAUGACUUUUUAAAAAAUAAUUCUGUCACUGAAAUAGGCGAUGCAGCAAUCUGAACGUGCUGAACACAGUACAACUUUAUUGAAAACGAGUUGCCAUGGUCUUGAGACUCUUUCGCCUUCACUGACAAUAUUUAUCAUUCCCCCUUGAAACAGGAUGAGGUCAUUUCCCUCCUGACAACAGUCCCAUCUGAACUGUUCGGUGACUUGUAUUAACUCAUUUCAAAUGUCGUUAGUUGAGCAGUGUGUGCUUUUUCUACCUCAAUUUUGGAGAAUUCUAUACAUUUCCUCUAAACAGAUGUAUCGCUGUCUUGCAUCAUUUUGUAUUUAACUUCUAUUUUUUAUUGUGUCGAGUUGAUCUGUCAACCAAUGCUCUGUGAUUACUCUGUUAGAUUGCUUUGUCAUUGCCUUCAGAAUCAACCCGGAGACGUGGCAAAGCAUUUCAUCACUUUGUAAAUAAAGAAACACUUGGUUAAAAUGUCA